CCGGAUGCAACUUGAACUGUGGACAACAAUGUUGUAAUUGACCCGCGCUUCACUGUCCUCAGUAACUAUUAUCACUGCUUCCUGUGCCAGUGUAUAUAAAUUUCACGCCCUGAACGGAUUGUAAAUCUCUCCUCUUUGUGGUUGGAUCAUGCUUUCCCAGUUAAAGUCACAAGCCCCCUCAAGAUUAUCCCAGUUAGCACGGCAGUUGGCUGGUCAAAAGAGGACAAUGGCAGGAUACACCAAGACGAAGUUCACUCUGAACACCGGUGCCGAAAUUCCAGCUAUUGGCUUCGGCACAUGGCAGGAUAAAGAAGCACAAGAAGAUGCAGUGUACGAGGCGUUGAAAGCAGGUUACCGACAUAUUGACACUGCCAGAGUCUAUGGCACCGAGCCUGGAGUGGCUAAAGGGAUCCAAAAGAGUGGCGUGCCGCGGAGUGACAUCUUCAUCACCACCAAACUAUGGAACAAUGCACACCAUCCAGACGAUGUGGAAAAGGCAUGCGAUGCCUCGCUGAAGGAUCUGCAGACCGACUAUCUGGACUUGUAUCUGAUGCACUGGCCGAGUCCAUUCGCGCGCAGCGACAAACUCUUCCCCAAGGAGGGCGAGAAGAUCCUCACUGGUGACACGGAUUAUGUCGACACCUACAAGGCCAUGGAGAAAUUGGUGGAAAAGGGCAAAUGCAAGGCCAUUGGCGUCAGCAAUUUUUCCAAGGCUGAACUUGAGCGUCUACUGAAGGAAGCCUCGAUCGUACCGGCCGUGCACCAGCUCGAAUGCCACCCUUACCUGCAACAAUCCAGUUUCGCCGAGUGGCACAAGGAGAAGGGCAUCCACAUCACUCAGUACUCGCCUUUCGGCAACGCCAACCCAAUCUACGAGGGAGGGCAGAACGUGCCCAAGCUGAUUGAUGACCCGGUUCUGACCGACAUUGGGAGGAAAUAUGGCAAGAAUGGAGCACAGGUGGCCCUGGCCUGGGGAAUCGCCAGAGGACACAGCGUGAUUCCAAAGUCCAAGACUCCGGCGCGCAUCAAGGCCAACUUUGAAGGCGACUUCAAGCUCGACCCGGAGGACGUGAAGAAGAUUGACGCCCUUGACAAGAAAUUGAGAUUCAACGACCCAUCGGACUCGUUUGGAUGGAACUUCUACGCCGACCUUGAUGGGAAGAAGAAAUAGACAGUAGCGCCUGAGGAUACCGCAGGAGCGAGCUUCGGCCGUCCAAGAGAAAGAUGUUCGGGACAUUUCUGCCCUCAUUUCUAGAUUCCCACAUUAUUCAUCUGAGGAGUUGUAGGUUGCCGCCGUUGUAGACUGUAGUUGUACAUUGUAUGCUGUGUUUCUGCAGGAGUGUCUCUAUUCUCGG
Messenger RNA from Exophiala dermatitidis NIH/UT8656, 1355 nucleotides. RefSeq names its product alcohol dehydrogenase (NADP+). Gene Ontology annotation, molecular function: aldose reductase (NADPH) activity. The record is from RefSeq and is a predicted model, not a curated record. Bases 149 to 1171 code for a protein of 340 amino acids. Gene Ontology annotation, cellular component: cytosol. Lineage: Eukaryota; Fungi; Ascomycota; Eurotiomycetes; Chaetothyriales; Herpotrichiellaceae. The transcript has 3 exons.